Adineta steineri is the source of this 750-nucleotide messenger RNA. NCBI's taxonomy places the organism in Eukaryota, Metazoa, Rotifera, Eurotatoria, Adinetida, Adinetidae. The record is from the annotation of a GenBank genome assembly.
AUGUUAGAAUCUGAUGGCUGGUUUUGUGAACAAGAUUCUGACUGGAAACGUCGAAAAAUGAUCGAUCAUAUGCAAAAUAAACGUAAUCGUAUAUCGAAUGCUCGUAAAUAUUUUUUUCAAAAUAAUUGGGAAUCAACAAUCCAAUGCGAGUUUGCGCGACGCAUUGGUAAUACAGGUGACGGAGGUAAAUGGAUUUGUAAUAUACAUCGGUAUCAAGAAAUGAUUGAUACAAUUAUAUUAAUCUAUUCCUUUGGUUCUCAUGGCGACUUUAGUUUUGAACGAGCUAUUAAAAACGAAUUACCUAAUGCAGAAAUUCACACAUUUGAUAGAGACAUAUUUCAAUGUCCAGAGAAUGUGUGUAUAUUUCAUCAAGCCACUCUAGGUAGUAGAAAAAUCAAUGGUUCCAAAUCUUUACGAGCGGUUAUAAAUGAACUUGGUCAUCAAAAACGAGAAAUUCACAUUUUGAAAGUUGAUAUUGAAGGGAGUGAAUACGAUUUAUUCGAAGAAUUCUUUAAUUCGCAAACGAAAAAUCAAACUGGUGGUCUGUAUAUUCGUCAGAUUCUUUUUGAAAUACAUCUUGGCCGUGGCCAAAAUGAAGAACCAAGUCAACGCACACAUAGAUUAUUUGAGUUGUUUCGAGCAAAUAACUUUGUGAUAUUUCACAAAGAAUCAAAUUUAUAUGAUCCUCAGAAUGCCUUUGAGUUUGCAAUAUUACGAUUGAAUCCAGCUUUUUUUUCUCCUAUACGUUAA